AUGGUGAAGGCGGCUGCAACACCCAGCAAGUCGCCCGCUCCAGCCAAGAAGGCGUCCACGCCAGCUGCUCAAGCUCAAGCUGCAGCGUCCAGCACGCCCGGCCGUGGCCAUCGCCGCUCCCACUCCCAGUCGGACAUGGCUGCCUCGCCUACUGCGACUCUGACCCCCAACGCUGCUUCUGCUGCUGCUGCUUCUGCUGCUCGCAAGCGCAUUCGUAUUGAAUCCACUGAAACACCGACCAAGUCGACCAAGUCACCUCAGAACACGGCAAAGAACGCAGUGGCAAAGGCAUUGCCGAAACGCAUGGUUCAAGCCGACGAAAACGAAGACGACGACGAUGAAGAGGACGAUGACACUGAUCUCAUGGCACUGGCUGCUGACGACGACGACGACGACGACGACGAUGAAGCGGAAGCCGAUGAUGACAAUGACGAUGAUGAUGAUGGUGAUGCGCUCGACGAGGCCAGCACGGACAUGGACGUUUCCGAUGCCAAUCUUGAUGCAGACCUCACCGAUCCUCGCUUUGUUGCACGUCGCCGCGCACCUCUUCCCACCGCCGAUGAAAUGCGGCAACUACGCGAGUCCCAAAGCCUGUACAAAGGCAACCUUUUCCGCAUGCAGAUCGAAGAACUCCUCACCCAAGUCAAACUCAAUUACUCCAAGCACAAGACACUUGAGGCUGCUCUCUUGUCUCUCAAGCAGCAAAUCGAGUCGAUGCCGAGCGACAAGAGCGAGCGUGAGGUCUCUGCUGCCGAUUUUGCAAAGCUUGGUGUUGUUCCGCCGCUCUACGCGACCGCCGCUUCGUCCAUCAAGUUCCAGUUCCAGACUCCUUCUUCGUUUGCGCUCGUCGGCAGUUACAACCUUCGCGUCCUCACGAAGCCGAAUAUGACUGUUGACGUUGCUGUGGAGAUGCCUGCUGGCAUGUUCCAAGCAAAGGACAACAUCAACUAUCGCUACCACCACAAGCGCGCGCUCUUCCUUGCGCGUAUUGCCGCACGCUUGAAGGCCACCGCCGAAUUUGCUAACGUGCACUUUGCGCUUGCAUUCGACUCGGACCUUUCGCGCCCCAUUCUCUCCGUCCGACCGCAAUAUGCCGGCACCAACCAACAAUCCCAGUUCACCAUCCGCAUCUUCCCGGCUGUUUCGGCUGCCGUGUUCAAGCUCUCCAAGCUUACCCCCGAGCGAAACAACGCUCGAGCCUUCAAGAUCUUUGGAGACGACGCCACGGCAGGCGGCGCCGAUGCCGAUGAUGCCAACGCCGGCGUGCCGACCCCUCUUUACAACUCGACCAUCUUGAUGGACAUGAUGUUCUCCGCGCACCUCGCCGAGAUCCACGCCGUGCUCUCUCAAAGCACCAGCGGUGCACUCUCAAACGGUCUCGUGCUGUUCAAGGUCUGGCUCCGUGUCGCGCACCUCGACAAGCACUUUUCCGGUCUGCAAGCUGCCUUCCUGCUCUGUUACUUGUACAGCGGCAAGCGCGUGACCAAGUUCAUGACGGCCAUUCAAGUCUUCCGGGUGAUGCUUGAGUUUAUUGCUCAAACCGACUUGACCGAGACUCCUCUUGCCAUGCCUUCAAACGUCGAUUCCAAGCCCGAUCUAGCCCUGUUCCAACAAGUAUUCCCUAUCACGCUCGUGGACGCUUCCGGCUUCCUGAACGUGUUCUACUCGAUUUCUCGAAGCCAGUACGAUGAGAUUCGCCACCAGGCACGAAUUGCUGCUUCGUCGUUCGAUGCGGUUGGUUGCGACCCGUAUGAAAUUCUGUUCCAAGUGCGAGCACAGCCCGAGAUUAAGUUUGACCAUACGUUCGUCAUCCACCCGCUGCCCGGCGCUGCUGUUACGCUUGCGUCUUCAACCCGUGAGGUGGUGCAAGACGCCUUCCUGCAGGCAAACGGCAACUAUGCGCAGCACAUCGCCAAAACGCUUCAUAGCCUGCUUGUUCGCGGCCUGAGCGACCGCGUCCAGCUUGUGACUGUGACUCCAGUGUUGAUUUCCGCCGAUGCGACCCAGUCCGAUCUGCAGUCAACAGAGUGGGGCUGCAAUGAAGCUGGCCCGGCUGCCGUUCACCUCGGCGCUUGGGACAUGGCGCCAUUCGGAAGCCGCAAGCCCAGCAAGGCCAAUGCGUCGUCCUCGGCGUCGUCAUCCAAGGGACCGAGCUUUGCGCUGCGAGUAGGCAUUGUUGCCCACAGCGAGCAAUCGCUUCGUGUGGUGGAUAUGGGCCCGAGUGCCGACGACGCCGAGGCGGCCGGAGCCUUCCGUGCCCUGUGGCGCGAAAAGGCCGAGCUGCGCCGCUUCAAAGACGGCCGCGUCUGCGAAGCCGUCGUCUGGCAAAGCUAUCCCGUGUCGCAGCGUCACUUGCUAGUCCGCGAUAUUGUUCUGCAUCUCGCGGCGGUGCAUCUUUCACUCCAAGGCCCGCAGACAUCCGCGCCCAAC
Molecule: messenger RNA, 2430 nt
Organism: Capsaspora owczarzaki ATCC 30864
Lineage: Eukaryota; Filasterea; Ministeriida; Capsasporidae
Exons: 10
Biological process (GO): tRNA export from nucleus; rRNA processing
Cellular component (GO): small-subunit processome; CURI complex; UTP-C complex
Source: RefSeq, a predicted model, not a curated record